CCCGCCGCCGCCACCGCGGCUCCCGCCUCGGCCCGUCCCUGCCGCCGUCUCCGCCGCGUCGGCCACCGUCGACAUUGGCUCUCAGGUUUACUCAAGAUAAUAAGGCUAGCAUGUCAGAUGAAGAUGGAAGUGAGGCCUCCCGACAUGUUUUACGUGUUAUUGACUCGUUGAAGAAGAAAGUUACAGCCGAUCGUUUUACUUACAUUAAGAAUAAGAUAGAGGGAAACAAGAUAAAGCUCAGUCCCGUUACACAAAGCACUAGCAAUUCUUCAAAAAUCUGGCAAAGAAAUACAUCAAAUAGCACUGACUCGAAUCUGCUGACAAGUAGGCAAGACGAUGUACUCUCUUCUGGGCCUCGUAUUGUACUAUCCCCCGCUGAUGAAGACGGUGUCAGUUCUGAUGAAGAAAGCUCCUAUGCCACGUCAACUGUUAUGUUGGGUGGAAAUCUAGCUGCAAAGAAUGUCACUAGGCCAAUUAAACUCCAAGAAGCGCAAAAAAUUCCGCCUUAUACAACAUGGACAUUUUUGGACAGGAACCAGAGGAUGACAGAAGACCAGUCUGUACUUGGUCGACGAAGGAUUUACUAUGAUGCAAGUUGUGGUGAAGCUUUAAUUUGCAGUGAUAGUGAGGAUGAAGCUGUUGAGGAUGAAGAGGAGAAAAAGGAGUUCAAAGUUUCUGAAGACUGUCUAAUUCGGAUGACAAUUCAAGAAUGUGGCAUGUCUGAUGCAGUGCUGGAAACCCUAGCUCGAUGUUUUGAUAGGGUAGCUGGUGACAUAAAGGCCAGAUAUGAGAUCCUAAAUGGGGGCAAAACCGAGGGUUCUCUUAAAAAGGUUUCUGAACUUAAUGCCAAAGUGGAAGAUCUCUACCGUGAUAAAGAUUUAGAUGCAGCAUUGGAUUCCUUUGACAAUCUCUUUUGUCGCCGAUGUCUAGUUUUUGAUUGCAAACUACAUGGGUGUUCUCAAGAUUUAGUAUUUCCUACAGAAAAGCAACCACCUUGGAACAGCAUGGAUGAUGGUAUACCAUGUGGUAUUCAUUGUUAUAAACUGGCUCCUAAACCAGAUGCUACUACCACAGUUGAUUCUGACAUGCUUGACAUAGAGGAGCCAACUCACUCAUCUGAUAAUACAAGGAACCAGUUAAGCUCAAAUAAGAAAAAACAGGGUUCUAGUGGUAAGAAAGCGAAAUCCCAACAAAGUGAAGGCUCUUCAAUCCAAAGGGUUGCCUCAGAAAGCAGUGACUCAGAAGGACAUCCAACGAGUACUAAAUCUCCACAACAAUCAUCUUGUCAAUCCAAAGUCAAAAUUAGCCCAAAAGGUGGAAUCAGGAAAAGUACUAAUAGAAGAAUCGCCGAGCGGAUUCUUAUGAGUGUUAAAAAAGGACAAAGAGAAGUGGCACCAUCAGAUUCUAAUUCUGGUGGAUGUCUCUGGCCAAGGGAUAUGAAGCUUAGAUCCGAUACACGAAAUGGACACAAGGAUUCAGUUGCAUCCCCACAACAGAAUUCUCCAAGUACAAGAAGUUCUCGGAAGAAGGAUGUGCCUCAAAUGGAGAAUAAUUUAGCUUCAGGGGAAGAUCGUAAUGAUGCAACAGAGGAAACCAAGAACGAACAUUCAGCAAUAGAUGGCCAUGAUAGUUCGAUGAUAGAAGAUGUUGAGGAGAAUAUAUGCAGACAAGAAAAUAAAUGUAGAUCCUGGAAGGUGAUUGAGCAAGGGCUUCUAGUGAAAGGUUUGGAGAUUUUUGGAAGGAACAGUUGUUUAAUUGCUCGGAACCUUCUCUGUGGAAUGAAAACAUGUAGCGAUGUUUUUCAGUAUAUGAGUUAUAUUGAAAAUAGUAGCGCAUCCGGAAAUCUUAGCAGGGGUGAUUCUCUCGUCAAAGGAUAUAUAAAGGGACAUGAGUUGCGUGUAAGAUCACGGUUUAUUAGAAGACGGGGUAGAGUUCGUCGUUUGAAGUACACCUGGAAAUCUGCAGGUUACCAUUUUAUAAGGAAAAGGAUUACAGAAAGGAAAGAUCAGCCUUGUCGGCAAUAUAAUCCAUGUGGUUGUCAAUCAUCAUGUGGGAAACAGUGUCCAUGUCUCGUAAAUGGGACGUGCUGUGAGAAAUACUGUGGGUGUCCGAAAAUGUGCAAGAAUCGUUUUCGAGGUUGUCAUUGUGCAAAGAGCCAGUGUCGCAGUCGCCAAUGUCCAUGCUUUGCUGCUGACAGGGAAUGUGAUCCUGAUGUGUGCAGAAACUGCUGGGUAGGGUGUGGUGAUGGUUCACUGGGAGUUCCCAACCAAAGGGGCGAUAAUUAUGAAUGCCGGAACAUGAAGCUACUUCUUAAACAACAACAAAGGGUCUUACUUGGGAAAUCUGAUGUUUCUGGCUGGGGAGCAUUUCUCAAGGUAAGAUUGCUCCUUCCAUCUUAUCCAUCGCUCUUCCCUCUAACUCAUCUUAUUUAUCUUUUCCACAAUCUUCAGAAUACUGUUAGCAAGCAUGAGUAUCUUGGCGAGUACACUGGGGAGCUUAUUUCUCACAAGGAAGCAGAUAAGCGUGGAAAGAUAUAUGACCGCGAGAACUCGUCCUUCCUUUUCAACCUGAAUAAUGAGUUUGUUCUGGAUGCCUUCAGAAUGGGCGACAAGCUGAAGUUUGCCAACCACUCCCCCGACCCGAAUUGCUAUGCCAAGGUUAUCAUGGUGGCAGGCGAUCAUAGGGUAGGCAUCUUUGCCAAAGAGCGGAUCGGUUCAGGCGAGGAGAUCUUCUAUGAUUACCGCUAUGAGCCUGACCGAGCCCCCGUGUGGGCUCGAAAGCCCGAUGCUCCUGGAGCGAAAGACCCCGGGCAGCCAUCCAGCGGGCGGGCCAAGAAGCUCGCCCACUGAAGAGACAUCCGUCAUUGGUUGAUUCUUUUGUUCAGCGCCAGAAUCUGGUAGUCGUUAGCAUGCUGUUGUACCUUAACCUGGCGUUCAUUCCUUGGCCCAUGACUGUUGUUGUUGUAGUGUCAGAAGUUCAGAACCCCAUUUGUAUCGGAACCUGUGGACGAACAUGAACGGUUUUUUAACCGCUAUGGUUGCUUCAUGCCCAAUGCAGCUGGGGUGCCUUUGGUGGUGUGUUUGCCCUCUCCAAAGUUCUUGUA
Messenger RNA from Hordeum vulgare subsp. vulgare (domesticated barley), 3103 nucleotides. RefSeq names its product histone-lysine N-methyltransferase CLF. Lineage: Eukaryota; Viridiplantae; Streptophyta; Magnoliopsida; Poales; Poaceae. The record is from RefSeq and is a predicted model, not a curated record. Gene Ontology annotation, cellular component: PcG protein complex. The transcript is spliced from 15 exons. The coding region runs from base 111 to 2849 and encodes 912 amino acids. Gene Ontology annotation, molecular function: histone methyltransferase activity; protein binding. Gene Ontology annotation, biological process: chromatin remodeling.